Messenger RNA from Aspergillus tanneri, 1170 nucleotides. RefSeq lists its product as uncharacterized. The transcript has a single exon. NCBI's taxonomy places the organism in Eukaryota, Fungi, Ascomycota, Eurotiomycetes, Eurotiales, Aspergillaceae. Bases 1 to 1170 code for a protein of 389 amino acids. The record is from RefSeq and is a predicted model, not a curated record.
AUGUACUCGGGGCUCCAUGUGGGCCAGCGGUUCGUCUCUUUGGAGGAGUUCAAGGCGUUGGUGCGAAGUAUAUCGGUCAGGCAGCACUGGGAGCUCCGAGUGGCGCGGAGCAAUAAAAAGAGUGUAGUGAUAGGCUGCCGGUCCUCGAGCAAUUGCUUCUUCCGCGUUGUGUGCCGGGCGAACAAAAAUGCGACCUAUAUUAGCAGCCUCCAGGACAGUCAUAGCUGUCGGCGGAACGCAUCUUCCACCCCUAAAACACCAGUGCGCUCGGAGGUAUCCCAUGUACGCUUUCUCCUCACCGAAAUACCAAAGCUGUUCGAUAUGAGAAACAACAUCAAGGCCCAGGAGGUCGUCGAUGCCGUCAAGCGCUACCAUGGGUACGAGAUUUCAAUGAGACAGGCCCAGAGGGCUCUCAUUCGAUUAGAACAGCAGCAAUCGCAAGCCCAGGGUGAGAGAGCCGACACCCUCGACUCCAGUGGAGAUGACCAGCAGGACAUCCAACUACCUGCGCCGGAGGAACAGGCCGAGGGUUCAACAUACAGCGGUCUAUCUGGGCAAAGAUGGAUCCCGGAGGCUAUCCAAAAUAGCCUUAUUGGCAGCAGUAAUCCGGACCUCCAAGCGUCGCAGCUCCACGGGGAGAAUUUGCAGCCGCAUCCUCAGUUGCAACAUCAGCCUCAGGUACAACCUCCACCAGAGAUCCACUCACAGGGGCAUCCAUCGCCAACCUACCCUGUCCAUCACCAGGCUACCUCGCAUCAGCCUGCGUAUGGGGUGCCGACACCAAAUCCACGAUCCACACCUCAGACUACGCAGCCUAAGCCUCAGAGACGAUUCUCAAGUAGCGGCCAUCCUUCGGCUUCUCAACUGAUCCUUACUAACUUCAAGAUUGAGUUCACCUGUACUACAUGCGGGGCUUUAAACCAAAGCUUCUUCCCGAAUCACGGCAAUAUCACGGGCGGGAACUAUCUGCCUCAGCACGCUGUGCCUACCCCAGCCGCUGCCACAGACAUGGGAGAACCCUCAACCCAACCCGUUCAAGGGACUGCGCAGCACAAUCGGGUUGACGAUGCUCAUGGUUUUGGAGGGGAUGCUACGGGUGCAACACGUGGAGUGCAAUCUCCUUGGGUGUCCGGUGCAUUGGACGUUUCGAUGCCGUCUGCUCACAGCUAA